CUUAUUUUGGGCCAAUCCAGCUGUAGAACAUGCCUUAUAAAAAUGCAGCAUUAAGCCCAUUUAAGCAUUAAGCCAGAGAAUAUCCAACCAAAGGGCAGAGCUGAAGUAUCUGAUACAAGGUUUGAGCGCAACCAAGAAGUGAAAAAUGUUCCUCCAGGUUUACCUCAUCUCCAUUGCUGUCACUGCUGUUAGCAGUCAGACAAUACUGAAUUGUGCAGGCUUCCUCAGAUUACCAGACUACAAUGACAUCUCUGUUGAAUGUGGCACGUACAACAUUAGUCUAGCCAUUCAGAUCUGCCCUGCUAUCUAUGCCGGCUACAACGAGUUGUCACUUUUUGUCAAUGGCAUUACUAAUGACCCAAACUGCAAAGGCACUGUGGAUAAUACCGUCGUUCCUCCUGUGCUACGCUUCAACUUUCCCAUUGGUACAAGCAACAGCUGUGGAAGCAACCUCAAUACCACUAGCGCUCCAGGCACCGGAAUAUUCUCAGACUUUUCCAACAUUCAGUCACUAAACAUCAGUGGCCUGGUGCGAUCAAUUGACACCUCAGUGAGUGUGGUAACCUACAACACUGACCUGAAGUACUUUUACUCUUGUACCUAUCCUCUGGAGUACCUGAUCAACAACACACGACUUGAUGUGUCAUCUUCUGUCAUUGCAGUGAAAGACAGAAAUGGCACCUUCAUCAGCACACUCAGCCUCAGGCUGUACAGCGAUGCAAACUACACCACACCUCUUGUAAUUCCCACUCAGGGGAUUCAACUAAAGUCAGAUGUGUAUGUUCAGGUCCAAGCCACCAACCUCACUAUUCAGUACUACGUUCUGCUGGACAGGUGCUAUGCUUCUGUGUCCCCUUACCCAUCCGGUUCUACCUUCUUUAAUCUAUUUGUUGGGUGUGUCAGGGAUCAGAUGACCAACAUCACUGAGAACGGUGUGAGUAAGACUGCUCGCUUUUCCUUCCCGGCCUUCCGAUUUACAGAGCAACAAAACCAAACUAUCUCCAGCUACUACCUGCACUGCAUCACACGGCUGUGUGAGAGCUCUGCCUGCGCUACCUUUAGGACAUGUUCUGCAGGCAGAAGGAAAAGAGAGGUGCUGCCUACCGUUUUACCUGAAGAAGGAAUCACAGACUCCACUACUCUCACCUCACCCCUCAUCAUUACCAGAUCUGACAUCAGCACAGCUUCAGGAACAAAAGAGCAAGCUGUUUCAACCAGUAAGGCUGCUUCAGACUCCUCUGUAGGCCUGGGUGUGGCAGUGGGCAUACUGGCGUUUGCCUGUGUUGGAAUUAUUGUUAUAGGUGCUAUAUUCUACAAGAAGCUCAUUAUUUCUGGCGCCUCCAAAAUCCUUCGUUAAAUGGACUGAAGUGACCAUCCUCCAGAAUGAUAAGUGUAGCUUCUGUUAUUCAUACUCACACUUACAUGGGCAAAAAUGUCUUUGGUUUCUAUAAUAUGACUUUCAUUCAUUUUUUUGAGAUUUUGAGAAAAGAAGAAUAAGUCUGCACAAUGGAUGUAAUGUGGCAUAACACUAAGUUAGAAGUCAUUGCAAGUUAUACAAAUUGUGUUAUUUAUUGAAACAAAUCCAUUUUCAAAAAAGUAUGGACCAUACCUAAUAUAAAACAGCACAUUAUAACACUCACAUAUAAUUGUAAAUCAAAGCUAUGUGAGGGGAUUUUUUUUAUUUUUUCCAAAAAGAAUUAUUUUUUCUGGCUUAUUAUAUAAAAUACACAUGCACAUUGUAAAGGAUCUUUAUUAUGUUUCUAAUUAUACAUUGUUGUCUUAAUUGUUAAUGUAUAUAUGUGAUUCAUUAAUUGAUGCAUGCAACAUGAAUAAAGAUGAUCUAAAGCAA
Molecule: messenger RNA, 1849 nt
Organism: Pangasianodon hypophthalmus (striped catfish)
Lineage: Eukaryota; Metazoa; Chordata; Actinopteri; Siluriformes; Pangasiidae
Product: zona pellucida-like domain-containing protein 1
Exons: 11
Coding region: 146-1357 (403 amino acids)
Cellular component (GO): cell surface
Source: RefSeq, a predicted model, not a curated record